Closterium sp. NIES-67 is the source of this 5516-nucleotide messenger RNA. NCBI's taxonomy places the organism in Eukaryota, Viridiplantae, Streptophyta, Zygnematophyceae, Desmidiales, Closteriaceae. The record is from the annotation of a GenBank genome assembly.
UUCCUCAGGUGCAGCUUUGCCGGGGGGAAGUGGGGCUCGAGAAAGGAGGCCUGCUGGUGCUGGUGCUGCUACUGCGGCUGCUGCUGUGGUUGGCUCUAGUGGUGGUGCUGGCAGUACUGUUGGUGGCGCUGGUGCUGCUGUUGGUGGCAGCGAUGCGGGUAGAGGUGGCCGGGGCGGACUUGGCAGCAGAGGGGGGGGAGAGAGAAGGACGGGUGAGAUUCCUGAGAGCAAGCAUCAGGGGGGUAGACUGAGGGUGAUUGUGCCGUCCAGCCAAGACGUGGAUGGGUGGGGGAAACGGGAUCAGGCGGAGCAGAGCCAGGGGGGGGAAAGUGAGGGGGAACAAGUGCUGGACAGGGUACAGCGUUCCUCAGAGGAGGGGGCAAUGGGGCAAGACGAUGGGGCUGAUGCGCUGGCAGAGCUGGGGGACGAAUGGGUUAAAGCCAAGAGGAGAGGUGCAGCAGCGUCAGGUGGAACGCCAGGUGCCGCGUCAGGUGCACUGUCAGGUGCAGCAGGGGGAGUACCAGAGCCUAGGCGGGCAGGGCACCAUCAGCGGAGCUCCUCCCUGCACCUGCCUUCACCGCACCCCACCGCUCUCUUCUCGCCCUCCUGCCCUCCCUUGCGCCCCCGCCGCCUAUCCAUCUCAAAGGACACGGAUGAGGGAGAGGUGGAGAAGGAGGAAGACACGGGGGUGGUGCUGGUGCCACGUGGCCGCAACAACCACCAAAGCCACCCCCUCGUUGACCAUCAGCAGCAGGAGCAGCAGGCGGGGGGAAGGUCCCCCUCGCCGCGUGCCACCGCCGGCCGGUUCGGACCCAUGAGUGUGCGCGAUAACCCCACCACCCCGCGACUGUUCUCCUCUGACGACUGGGCCUUUUCUUUGGAUGGUGCCUCUGGUGCGUCUGGGGCGUCAGCGCCCACCACUCCCAGGGACGAGGAGGUAGCAGGGAGAGCCGCAGGGAAGGGGGGUGCUUUUGAGUCAAAUAAGGAAAGCGAGGGAGGCAGGGACAUAGCAGGGAGGGGUCUCAGGAAAGCGGGUGGAAGCGAGGAGGCGGUGGGUGGUUUGGGAGGUAGUGGUGGAAGUUUUGGGAGUGGUGGUAGUGAGAGUGAUGGGGCUCACGGUGGUGGUUUGACCGGUGGUGGUGGUGGCGGCAGCGGUGGCGGUGGUGGUGGUGGUGGCGGCGGCGGUGGUGGCGGUGGUCGCGGUGGUCGCGGCGGUGGCGGUGGUGGAGGAGGAGGGGGGGGGUCAACGGGUUUUGGAAGGAGGGAGCGAGCAGGAGCAGGGGCAGGGGCAGGUGGGAGUGGGCAGGAGGCGAGGCGGGUGUUUUGGAGCCACUUCCGCAGUGCGAGUGUGAGCGAGCUGCCCCUAUCCCCGUCGCAGCUGCUCUCCCCGGAGCAUCCCUUCUCAGCAAUAUCUGCCUGGGAUGCACUCCCUGUGCGCAUAGGGGGCAGUGCUAUGGAGACUGGGGGCCGAGAGAUGGGUGUGGGUGGGGAAAGCUGGGAGAGCAGUGGCAGAAGGGCGGUUGCUGCUGCUGGGGUCGCUCCCGCUGCUGCUGCUGCUGCUGGUGCUGGUGCUGGCGGUGGGCAAAAGGAGGUGAAGCGGGAUGGUGGUGGUAGUGAUAAUGACGAUAGGGGUUCUGGCGGGGAUGCUGACGAGGGCGACGAUGAGGAUGACGUGUUUGAACAGCUCAUGCAGCGCCAGCUGGACGCAGUCAGCAGCCGCAGCAGCCACGUCAGCACCAAGUCACCAGCCCUCUCUUCGUCCUCCUCCUUUUCCUCGUCCUCCUCGUCUUCAGCUGCUGCUGCUCCAUCCGUCCAUUGCAACCGAUCCAAGUCUUACGACGCUGCUGAUAUGUGCCGUAACAACAGGCAGCAGCAGCAGAAUCAUCAUCAUCAGCAGCAGCAGCAGCAGCAUCAGCAGCAGCAGAAUCAUCAGCAGCAGCAGCAUCAUCAUCACAGUAGCUGUGUGCAUGGUGGUGGCGAGAGAAUCAGCAGUCGUAGUGCCACUCCCAACACCAAUGAUAGCAUUAGCGCCAGUGCUGACCCCCACGCGCGUACCACUGCUGCAGCCUCGGCAGCCACAGCCUCAGGAGCCACAGGUUCGGCAGCCACAAGUUUGGGUUCAUCCCCUAGGCUUGGUCACACAACCAAAGCAUCUGGCCCGGGUUCAAGUUCGGGCUCGGGUUCUGGUUCGGGUUCAGGGGCUCGGUUGAGCUCUGGUUUGGGACUGGGGCGUGCAGCCGCACGAAUGCUGUUCCCCAAGUCGUCUAGUGGUGGCAGCCGAACUGGUCGGGGGGAGAGCACUCCGCCCCUCAGCCCCCAGUCGUCCCCCCCUCCGUUGGAUUCAGGGGGCGAUGUGUACCAACGGACACGAUCGCUCGGCGCGUACGAUAUCACCAAGUAUAGGCACAGCAAGAGUAAGAUCGGCCGAAGCAGCAAGGACUAUGGGGAAGGCAGUGCUAGUGGUAAUGCAGCAGUCAGUAGCAGCAGUGGUAGUGGUUUUACAGUCAAUAACAGCAGUGGUAGUGGUAUUACAGUCAAUAACAGCAGUGGUAGUGGUAUUACAGUCAAUAACAGCAGUGGUAUUAUUGGUACCAGUAACUCGUCUGGUAUUCAUCCCCUGCUGCUGGAUGGCCGAGCAGCAGUCAAGUCCCCAAUCCCCCGCUCACCCUCUCGGGGCAACCCCCCUCCGCCCCUCCCUGCUGCUUCUCCUCUUCACCCUUCUCCCCCGCGCAAUGCGCGAAUGCACGCUACCGCUGCGUUCCCUCAGUCGGCUAGUGCAGGUGGCAACCGUAACGGAGAUAGCAGCAGCAACAGCCACGGCAACAGCAACAGCAGAAGCAGCAGGGUCGACGGAUCUGGGAAAAAUGCUGCUGCUGCUGCUGCUGGAAGCGGAAUGGAAGCAAAGGUGGCAUGGCCAGAGCAGGGGCAAGCAGAAGUAAGAGGAGCUUCAGCAGCAGCCGCUUUACUGCGAACACAAUCCGGGGAGAUGCCAGGCGCGAAGCAGCAGCAGCACCAGCCGCAGCAGCAGAGAAGGGCGCUGGAGAGGUUUCCAGUGCACCGCAUGGGACAGCAGGAGGUGAAGCUGGCGUGGGACGACAUUCUAGGGGAUGGAGCUGAUGGGAGCUCUAGCAGCCGUCGACCUACCAUUACCAGCAGCAGGAGCAGCAGCAGCAACGAGUCGAAAACAGCACCCUUGGUCGUGCCUUCUCGUGUGUUUAAAAGAGAAGGUUCAGAGUCCGAGUCUUGGGUUUCUGCAAGCCAGCAGCAAGGGGCUGCAGGAAGUGCGGCGGGCAGAGAUGCAAUCACUGCAAAAGCAGCAGAGUCGUUUUUUACAGCAGCAGGAGGCAGAGGAGAUGUGAGAGCAGGAGAUGGCGCAGCAAAUGGGAGGGUUAGUAUGAGCAGGGUACACGAGGUAGUAGGUGCUGCUGGGACGAGUGGAGAGUGGGGGAUCGCAGGGGAAGAGGAGGAAUGGGAGGAGGAUGAGGAGGGGGAGGAGGAGGAGGAGGAGGAUUGGGAGGAGGGGGAAUCCCAGGCGGAAUUUGCUUUUGGAGUGCUGGCAGGGAUGGCAGAUGAUGAUGAUGAGAGGAGAGACUCUGUGGAUCUUGCUAUGGGCAGGCGGAAAGUGCCCAGGAGCGGCAGCAGUGGCAGCAGUGGCGGUCGUGACACCAGGCUAAAGCCGCGAAGCAGCAGUGGCGGCAGCAGCAAUGCGAGCAUUAUCAAUGCCAGCAGGAGCAGCAGCAGUAGCAAUACCUGUACCGAGCUGCUGUCAGGCACAGAUGGAGCAGCAGCAGCAGCAGCGGCGGCAGCAGCAGCAGCAGCAGCAGCAGCGGCAGCGGCAGCAGCAGAAGCACCAGAAGCACCAGGAAGCGCAAGCAGCAAUCGGGUGCUUUCAAAGGAGCAACUCGAUCCAACUCAUUCCCAGGACCACUCAGCCAGUAUCAAGCAGGACCUAUCAACCAACCCCCCACCCGACCUGUCAACCUACCCAUGUGAGGUGUUUACUCUGCAGCAGCUACUGGCAGCAACUGACGGCUUCAGCCCUUCUCGCCUGCUGGGCUGUAGCACAGGGGGCAGCACCGGGGGAAGCGUGUACCGGGGAGAGCUGCUAGGCUGCCACGUGGCAAUCAAACGCCUGCAGGGUCCGGGGAUUGGGCCCAGGGGUAAUGGGCCUCCUGCCACGUCAGCUGCCACGUCGUCAGAGGCAGCAGCGUUUUGGAGGGAGGUGGGGGUGCUGGGGGGGGUGCGGCAUCCCCACGUGGUGGCCAUGGUGGGGUACUGCCCAGAGGACUUCUCUGUGGUCUAUGAGCUCAUGCGAGGGGGGUCCCUGUGGAGCAGACUGCACCCUCAACUGGUGCAACAGCAGCAGCAAAGGACACAGCAGAGCCAGCAGCACCAGCCAGCCAACGCCCCUACGCCCUCCCUUCUCCCCCCGCCCCUCCUCUGGCACGACCGCCUGCGCAUCGCCUCUGAGAUCUCCUCCGCGCUCCACUCCCUCCACUCCCACCGCCCCCCAUCCUCCACUCAGACCUCAAGCCCCAAAACGUCCUCUUAAGCCUUAUCGGCACCAGCAAGCUCUCCGAUUCCGGCCUCGCAGGGCUCAGCUUCGUGAGUCUCUUCCCCCAGGGGCAGCUGGAUAUCACUUUCAAGGUGCGCGGCACCUUCGGGUUUUGUGACCCUGAUGCGGUGGUUUCCGGGGAGGUUACUGCAGCUUCGGACGUGUUUGCACUGGGCGUGGUGCUGCUGUUACUGUUCACUGGGAUAGAGGAUGUGAAGGAGGUGCACCGACUGCUGGGGCAAGUCUCAAGCACUGGCCCACCCCCUUCCUCCUCCUCAUCUUCGUCAACUUCUCACUCCUCUUCCUCCUCUUCCCGUACCUCUCUCAAGUCUCGCAACCUAGAUAUUGCCGUGCCUUUUUUCGCUGAGCGGCUCGACAAGCGGGCGGGCAGGUGGCCGAGAGAUUUAGCUGCCCGGGCACUGCGCGUGGCGCUACAGUGCGUGGAGCGGCGCGGUGUGGAUCGGCCGGACCUGGAGGCAGUGGUGCAUCCGACCCUGGCUGCAGUUGCCAAGGAGGGGCAGGAGGUGAAGGCACGCCAAGAAGAGCAGCUAGAAAGCCGAUUCAUCUGCCCCCUCUCUCAUCAACGGCUGCGGGAUCCAGUGGUGGCAGCAGACGGGGUGACAUAUGAGAGGGAGGCGAUAGAGGCAUGGCUCGCAACACAUGACACCUCCCCUGCUACCCACCUCCCCCUCAAGCACAAAGAGCUCGCCCCUAAUCUCAUAUUGCGUGAUUUGAUUGUUACUUUGGGUCAUCUGGAGUAGGUGUUCGGUAGUAGAGGAAUCAGGCCAUGCUGUCAGGCUUGUUAGCCUAGGAGGACUAGGCAUUGUGCAUACAUAAUGAAGAUGUAGUUUUGGGGCGUGUGUUAUGUGUCAAACAUAUUUGUAUAUGUUAUAAUAGGCUAGAUAGGUGCAUGCUCUUAGAGGGUACAACCACUUGAACAAAAUCAACAUGUAUGCCUCAU